Panicum virgatum (switchgrass) is the source of this 1262-nucleotide messenger RNA. RefSeq names its product sarcoplasmic reticulum histidine-rich calcium-binding protein-like. The transcript has a single exon. The record is from RefSeq and is a predicted model, not a curated record. Lineage: Eukaryota; Viridiplantae; Streptophyta; Magnoliopsida; Poales; Poaceae. Bases 46 to 954 code for a protein of 302 amino acids.
CGUUCCCACCCCGGGCCUUCCGUCGCCGUCGUCACUGCUCCCACCAUGGCCCGCCGCCUGUCGUCCACCGCCGCGCUCCUCCUCCUGCUCCUCUCCCUCCUCACCGUCGCGCAUUGCCGCCCCAUCGAAGCUGACCCCGCCACUGACGCCGCCGGAUCAGCCGGAGACGACGGGAACGGUCCGCCCAACCCCACGCUCCCCUCCGACACGGUCCUCCCGGCGGAGCAGCAGCCGCACGGGUUCCUCCGCCUGCCGUCCCACCGGCUCCGCCGCCACCACCCGUGCAGCCGCGGCCUCUUCCACCGCCACCUCUGGUGGGCACGCCACCACGGCACCUCCGCGGAGGACGCGCCGCGCCGGUUCCACGGCCGCCACGGCGAGGCUGCUCUGAGCCACCUGAUGAUCGCCUCGCCCGCCGGCGAGACCGGGGAGGCGAAGUCCGUGGCCGAGCCGGACCCGGACCGCUCGCUCCCCGACGGUGACGACGGCGAGGGGGAGGUGGCCGCCGGCAGGGAGCCGUACUCGUUCCCCGACGCCGACGGCGGCGCCCAUGACCAUGAGGAGGCAGCGGCAGCGCGCGAGGGCGAGGCCGGCACGGCGGUCAGGGCGUGGAGGAAGGAGAUGCAGCGGAGGUGGCAGCGGCUCCACCGCCACCACGACGACGAGGAGGAGGAAGUCGAAGCCGCGGGGGGCUUGAAGCGGUUCCGCCACGCCGAUGAUGAGCACGAGGACGAGAGCGACAGCGAGGACGAGGAGGUGGAGGAGCUGGUCCGGCGGUUCCGGAAGGCGAUCAUGCGGAGGAGGUCGUCAUCCGGCCACGGCCGCCGCUUCGACCACCACCACCACUACGGCCACCACCGCCACGCCGGGGAGGCCGCCGGGAAGGCAGACGCCGCACAGGAGGAGGGCGGCGUGGUGUCGUGGAUCAAGGACCUCAUCAUGAACCGGUUCUAGCAGCAGUGAAGCAUUUUGUCGAUUGGUCUUGGAUCUCCGUCGUCCUCACGGUUUCGUCGGUGUCAUACUACUGUAUUUGUUAUCUACAGUGUGUCUAGUUACGUACUAUUGUGUGUCAUUGUGUAGAACCUGCUUGUUGCGUGCAAGUGUAUUGUCAUAUUGUGCAUGCAUGUGUGCUUGUCAUGAGCAGGAUGUGGCUCGUUUUUUGUGAUAUCUCGUCUAGUUUGAUCCCAAAUGGUGCAAACUCGGUCUGACUGACAGAUCUCUGCUAAUAGAUGUUCGCUUGACAAGCGGAACAUUAUCGAGAA